Messenger RNA from Clarias gariepinus (North African catfish), 2738 nucleotides. RefSeq names its product solute carrier organic anion transporter family, member 2A1 (gene slco2a1). Bases 106 to 1989 code for a protein of 627 amino acids. The record is from RefSeq and is a predicted model, not a curated record. Lineage: Eukaryota; Metazoa; Chordata; Actinopteri; Siluriformes; Clariidae. Gene Ontology annotation, cellular component: membrane. The transcript has 14 exons. Gene Ontology annotation, biological process: sodium-independent organic anion transport; transmembrane transport; prostaglandin transport. Gene Ontology annotation, molecular function: prostaglandin transmembrane transporter activity; protein binding.
GCAGAGCCCAGGACUCACAUCUGCGCGCGCGCACACACUCACACACUCAAGAAGUGUAGCUUUAGUGAGCUACAGUUUACCUGAGCGACCACAGCAGCACCAAACAUGGAGAUGUACAGCAAUGAUAUUAAGAAACCCAAGUCUUCUAUAUUUUGUAACAUCAAGUUCUUUGUGCUGUGCCACGGCCUACUCCAGCUCAUGCAGCUGCUGCACACAGCCUACUUUAAGAGCACCAUCACCACCAUCGAGAGACGCUUUGGCCUCGACAGUCUGUCCUCGGGAACCAUCUCCUCCCUUCAUGAGGUAGGGAAUAUGGUGCUGAUAGUAUUUGUCAGUUACCUAGGAAGUCGUGUUCAUCGCCCUCGUUUCAUCGGAAUGGGAGGAUUGCUGAUGUCCAUUAGUGCAAUGAUACUGACAUUACCUCACUUCCUGUCUCAGCCUUACACCUAUGACUCCGCCCUGAAAGACAGCAGACAGGACAUGUGCUAUGUCCAUGCUGGGCGUGUCAAUGCAUCAGAGACGUGCAGUUCUCUAGACACCCGCAAGAUUGGGGAUAAUACAAAGCUGUGGGUCCUCAUGGCCACGGCCCAAUUGCUGUUUGGAAUUGGCUCCGUCCCAAUUCAGCCUUUCGGGAUCUCAUAUGUGGAUGACUUCGCUGGGCCUGGCAACUCCCCUCUCUACAUCGCCAUACUCUUUGCUGUGUCUGUGUUCGGACCUGCCUUUGGCUAUCUGCUUGGAUCUGUGGUACUUAGAAUCUAUGUCGACGUGGACAGAGUUAAUCCAGUGGGCAGUAAGGAGUUGACCCCUAUUGACCCUCGCUGGGUUGGAGCAUGGUGGAUGGGUUUGCUGAUCUCUGCCGGGGGACUGUUCCUCACCUCCCUUCCCUACUUUUUCUUCCCCCGGGCCAUGCAUGUAGAUAUUAUCACUACAAACGAGAGGAACAUUUUAAAAGACAGCCAUAAGAGUUCUGACACCAGCAUGCUGGAAUUCCUCAAAAUGUUCCCACGCCUGUUUGUGCGGCUGCUGCUCAGUCCGUUCUUCUUGAUGCUGGUUCUGUCCCAGUGCUGCUUCUCCGCGGUGAUGGCCGGACUUGCCACCUUCCUCAACAAAUUUCUGGAGCGUCAGUACAGCACCUCGGCUGCUUACAGCAGUCUUCUCAUAGGUGCCGUCAACCUGCCCUCAGCAGCCAUUGGGAUGUUGUUGGGAGGUGUAAUUAUGAAAUGCUGGGGUCUGUCACUUCGAGCCAUUCCACGUUUCUCCAUAGUAGUGCUCACUCUCUCCACAGUACUGUGUGUUCCUUUGUUCUUCAUGGGCUGCUCCACUCAAACAGUCUCUGGGGUUUAUCCACUAAACACAGACAGGAGUCCCGUUUUGGUCUGCAAUUCCACCUGCUCUUGUUCGAGUAGUAUUUUUAACCCAGUGUGUGAUGAUAACAACGUUGAAUAUCGUUCACCAUGCCAUGCAGGCUGCACCAGCUUUACCAAGGACCCGAUGAAUAAUUUUCGGAUUCAGUCCUUCAAUAACUGCAGCUGUGUGAGAACGAGCAGUGGCUUCGGGGGUGCACGUCCUGGUCCCUGUGCCAACAGCUGCCCUCACCUCCUCCUGCCUGUUAUCUUCCUCAUCUCUAUAGCUGCCCUUAUCGCCAGUCUGACACACAACCCAAUCUACAUGAUGGUACUCAGGACAGUGCCACAGGAGGACAAAUCUUUAGCCAUAGGAGUUCAGUUCCUACUCAUGAGAGUUCUUGUGUGGCUACCAGCUCCUGCCCUUUUCGGGGUGACGAUCGACUCCACCUGCAUUUUGUGGAAAACAGUCUGCGGGAAAAAGCUCAGCUGCAGUUACUAUGACAACAACCUGCUUAGAAACAGGUAUCUUGGUGUGCAGGUGCUGUUUAAAAUUAUGGGCGUUGCCAUGCUAGCUCUGAUAGGCUGGAAGGUUGGAAGAACCCAACAGUACAGUCUGGAGAAGAAGCCUGAGGGACAACUGUGAUGCUCCAGUUCCUCUCAUCUCUCUCUCAUCUCUUGUAGGAGAUGCCCAAGUUUAAGAGUCCAUUCAGCAAACCAGACCACUGACACCCUUUAUUACCUGCCAUCUUCUUUUUGGCUCUGCUGAAAGGGUGUCUCUGUAACACAUGGAUGGACGUUCUCUUCCACUUUGCACUGACUUUGUAACCGUAUCCUAUAGAAGAGGCUUUCUAAAGACUUUGUGCCAGUGUUCAUUCCAUUUAUGAACUGUUAGUUAAAGUUCACUUUGUUAAAAGUUCACAUGUUAUAAUACUAAAUCUAAUAGUCUAAUGUUAGACAACUAAAAUAUAUGCUGCUGGUAGGAAUGUCCUGGUUAUACCCACUCAUGAAAGAGAAGAAUCCUGUACCUCUGUUCAGUUCGCAUUAAAUGUACUGAAUAUAUUAUGGUGGGCACAUAAUUAAAAGGUUUCACCCUCCAGUCGGUGGAUAUGUGAAGAAUAAGUGAUGUACAGUAUGUUACAGUGUCGUAAAAAUUACCACGUUUAUGUUUAUAGGUGAAUUGUCCAUACUAGAGUUACAGUAUUUAAGAGGCCUAUAAUUGGUCAUACAAUUAAAGCAUUUAAAAGCUUAGAAUAUUAUUUUGUUAUUGAAACAGUGUAUGGAAAUGGGUGUCUUCAAUAUUUGUAAAUGUGUAUUUUUGUACAAGUUAGAAAUGUUAUAUUGUAUAACCUUAUUUUUUGACACAAGCAAUAAAAUCUUGCGAUCACAAGUUCG